Chironomus riparius is the source of this 495-nucleotide messenger RNA. The record is from the annotation of a GenBank genome assembly. Lineage: Eukaryota; Metazoa; Arthropoda; Insecta; Diptera; Chironomidae.
AUGAAGAAACUACCGAAUGUUAUUCUAAUGUCACUAAAGGCAAUUGGCGUGACACAACCUGAAGAUUUUUCAGAACUUACAGACGAAGACAUCCCUAACGAUUGCUUUUGUACAGUUCAAAAUUUUGAGAUACCAUUUAUAGUCGUUGGAAAAAUUAAGUCAAUCGCUCAUCACUAUCGUGCAUCUGCGGGACGAAAUACAGCGUCUACUAGUAAUAUGCAAAAUGUUAGCAAUGGGAUUCAACGUCGUAUCGCAAAAUGCACUGGAGUUUUAACGGUAGAAUUUGAAAAAUUAUUUCCAAAUAUCCUUAACGGUGCAAAGGUUGCUACUUCGGUUCCUGACAAUAGUUCAACCCUUGAUGCUUUUAGUCGAAACUCGCUCCUUAUUCGAUUAGAUUCCAACCAUUCCCAAUCAGUUCUGACCCCGAAUGAUCCACAGAUACAUGUACGUCGUUUACAAACUCGUUCCUCAAGACGUUCUCGAAGACAAACUUAA